Molecule: messenger RNA, 402 nt
Organism: Parathielavia appendiculata
Lineage: Eukaryota; Fungi; Ascomycota; Sordariomycetes; Sordariales; Chaetomiaceae
Exons: 3
Coding region: 1-402 (133 amino acids)
Biological process (GO): 2-oxoglutarate metabolic process
Molecular function (GO): oxoglutarate dehydrogenase (succinyl-transferring) activity
Source: RefSeq, a predicted model, not a curated record
AUGGCGACCUCGUUUGUUCUUCGCCAGGCUGCUGCGCACGCCGAGCGCACUCCUUCCAUUAGAUUUAUCGGCAAGCGCACAACUCCCGCCUCCGUCGACCACACCCCCCAGCCCCACCCGGCGUCGCCCACACACUCCCUCCCGGCAUCCUUCACCAGCGGUUCCUCCCACUCCUCGUUCAGCGCCUACCGCGACCACGCACAGCAGUUUGGGCCUCUCCGCAAGACCAUCAAGGCCGACGCCGGCAUCGGCGGCUCUCCGGCCUCCAGGCUCGGCCCCGUCAUCCCUCCCCAGGGCGUAGCCUUCGACCGCAAUGACCUGCCUCCGCGCUUCCACCGCCAGCCUCUGACCGCUGCCGAGAUCGAGGCCAUCGAGACGGGUGGCGCCACGCUCUGGGCAUGA